Messenger RNA from Eurytemora carolleeae, 2721 nucleotides. Its product is annotated as hemicentin-2. Lineage: Eukaryota; Metazoa; Arthropoda; Copepoda; Calanoida; Temoridae. The transcript has 25 exons. The record is from RefSeq and is a predicted model, not a curated record. Bases 82 to 2532 code for a protein of 816 amino acids.
AUAAUCGAGCGUGUUCCAUUUCACAUCGGAAAAAGAUUUCUAAGUUUCCAAAGUUAUGGAAAACAUUUGAGGAAGUUAAAAAUGCGUGAAUUUUUCCUGCUCUUAUUUGUUUUCAGCGAGUGUAUUUGCAUUCGACUUCAAACUACAACAGCAUCAGCAUUGUAUACGGAGUAUAUAGCGGGGGUUGAAGGAUACCCUGCCCUGCUACCCUGUGACGUCACUCCCCCACACCCUGACGAACUAGUGGCGCUUGUACUUUGGUACAGGGGGGAUGAGGGAGAACCAUUGUACAGCUAUGAUUCAAGACAGGGAGCAUGGAACAAGGGGCAAAGAUGGAGUGAUGAGAAACAGUUUGGAACCAGGGCACACCUUCAUCUCAGCACAUCUCCAGCAGAACUUAGAAUAGAAGAUAUUCAGACAGCUGAUGCUGGAAUCUACAGAUGUCGCGUAGAUUUUAAAUCUGCUCCAACCAGAAACUCUCUCGUAAACCUUACAGUCAUAGUGCCUCCCCGUGUACCGCAUGUAUUUGACGGUACGGGUCGGGAACUGGUGGAUACGGCUGGACCCUACCUACUAGGAACUGUUACGUCCCUGAAAUGUGUGGUGGACGGAGGUUCUCCUAAACCAGCUGUAACCUGGUGGAGGGAGGGUAGUUUAGUAGAUUCUAGUUGGGAGGAGGGCAGCACUGGAGAGAUUUACAAUAUUCUACAAAUCGGACCAUUAGAUAGGGAGGAUUUGGGAACAAUAUUAACCUGUCAGGGAUCCAACAACAACCAAUCUGUUCCAUCUUCGAGACAAAUUUCGUUGGAUAUGGUCUUUCCGCCAACAAAGCUUGCAAUAACAACUGCCAGACAACCGCUUUCUGCCGGUCAACAAUAUACGCUUGAUUGUGAGUCUCAAGGUUCAAGACCUCAUGCAGUUAUUACAUGGUGGAUGGGAGAGAGAUUUUUAGGUAAAACAGAACAGUCGGAUCGAGGAGAGGUCAGCAAAUCUCAGCUUAUUCUUAAUCCUAUGCCAGAACAAGACGGUCAACUCAUAACAUGCAGGGCUGAGAAUACGAAUAUGAGGAGUGGUGAGGGAGUGCUGGAGGAUACGUGGAACCUCGUAGUUUACUAUCCACCGAUAGUGAGGCUAAAAUUGGGCCAUAAGUUAGAUUCACAUAUUCUAGAGGAGGGAAGUGAUAUAUAUUUUGAGUGUGAAAUCAAGUCGAAUCCGCAGUACUAUAAAAUCCUCUGGUACCAUAAUACGAAGGUUCUAGAUCAAAAUAUUGAAGAUGGGAUUAUCCUCAGUGGUCAGAGUUUAGUUCUUCAACGAGUUGGGAGAGAGAGGAAAGGAAACUAUAGUUGUUUAGUUUCUAAUAUUGAAGGAGAUGCCCAGUCUAAUGUUUUUCAUCUUAGCAUCAAAUAUUCACCCAGAUGUAAUCACACUAAAAAGAUAUCUGUUGGAACUACACUAGGCACAUCUCUAAAGGUGAGAUGUGUUGUGGAUUCCUUCCCCCCGGCUCACUCCUUCACCUGGACCUUCAACAAUAGCAAGGAGAGUAUAAACGUGAAGGGGCAGGAUUUUGAGUUUAGAAACGGAUCUAGUAUACUAACCUACUCGGCUGUAUCAGACAGAGAUUUUGGGCAGCUGUAUUGCUGGGCUGCAAAUGAACGAGGACAGAUGAAAGAUCCCUGUAUAUUUAGUAUUAUACCUGCUGGACCCCCUCAACCCCCUUCUAGUUGUUCUAUACUCAACCAGACUACAGAUCUACUCCAGGUGGAAUGUAUUGCCGGGUUUGAUGGAGGUUUGGAUCAAACCUUUCUGUUGGAAUUGAUAGACUCUAAGUUGGACAAGUUGAUUGGUCGAGAUCUAGAACUGCGGAUUUAUGGAGUUAAUCAGAAUGGUCGGAGUAGACCUACAGUUCUAGAUGGAUUCAGGCUUAAAGUCGCAGAACUUCAGAUAGAUGCUGAUACACCCGUUCCAGUUGAGUUCACACCGUUCCUUGGUAUUUUGGCCGGGAUCCUUGUCACAUUGUUCCUUGCUGCCAUCAUCAUCAUUCUGAUCAUCAGGCGUAAAUACCGUAUGAAAGCUCCAACAAUAGGAGCAGUUCCAACAUCAGCUGAUGCUGAAGAAUACUAUCCGACACAAGAACCCGCAGCAAAAAUAUGCUAUUCAUCAAAACCUAAUUCCUACACCCCUGAUACCUACUACCCAGCACCCCAGCUUCAAUACCUCACACACUCUUCUUUGCAGGAACCUCAUGGACCAGAUAUCAUUCCAAGUAAAAAAGAUAUUUACAAGUUGAGUCAGGAUUCAAAUAGUUCAGUUUACGCAGGAACUUGUAGAAACAAUCAGGAUGCCGCGCAUUUUUCUCAUUCAAACCAAAUGCGGGAAAGGUCCACGUGGCAAUCAGCUGAUUACAACAUGUCUUCCCCUAACUCUGAAGUGAACACUGUAGACUUGAAACGACCGAAUAUUACGGUAAAUCCAAGUGAAAACCCAACAAGUUGGACUCCGCUCUUGCAUCUACAUCAAGAAAGUAUUUUGUAGAUAAAAAAUACAGAGAACAGUUAUGACAGAAAAAGUAUAUAUUAUAUUUAUAUCCAGAAUUGUUAUGAAACCAAUUUUUCUUCUUCCCUUUUAUUCGUCCUUGAAUCAUCCUCUAAGUAUUAAGACUUAAAACAUUCUUUAAAAAUUUCAAGAAUAAAAAAUCUUUAUAAUUUUCAAUAAAGAAUUGAG